Nematocida minor is the source of this 1626-nucleotide messenger RNA. RefSeq lists its product as uncharacterized. Bases 1 to 1626 code for a protein of 541 amino acids. NCBI's taxonomy places the organism in Eukaryota, Fungi, Microsporidia. The transcript has a single exon. The record is from RefSeq and is a predicted model, not a curated record.
AUGAGAGAAGUUAAAUUAAAGGUAAAUUUGAAAGGAAUAGUACAGGCGUACCAAGACAUUAACACUAAAUAUGAUUUAACUGAUGCAUUUUUAGGCAAUAAUUGGCUAUGUGAUCUGAGCAUGCUAAGGAAGAUCCUUGAUAGGAAUCUAGAAAUAGACGACAACGAGUACAGCGACAAAGAAAAAGAAGCUGUUCUAAAUAUAAUCAAGAAUCAGAUCUACUGGCACUUUAUGUAUGGUGAUUACAAGGUAAGGACUAUGUGCAAUUCGCAUUCUCAAUCAAGCUUUGGAGACAAUGCAUCACUUAAGUCUGAUAUUAUCCCCCAGAUUGAUCAGAUUAUGAAAUCAGAAGCAGCUAUGCACAGGCCAGGAAAUGAAAUACGCAUACAGGACAAAGCAGCAGAGAAUGCCGAUAGCACCAGUACAGAUCUAAGCACUAAAACAUACAUCUUUGAAGUCGGCGAUGUAAACUUAGAGAGUGUAAAACGCACUAUCACAGAGUCUCUGAAUAGCUAUAUUUUUUGCUUAGCUUCUAGUAAGGUAUUGUCAGAGGGAUUGAAAUAUUUUAAAAAAUAUUUGGUCAAUAAAGAAUACUACACGCUAGACGAGCUGUAUACCAUCCAAACCAAAGAGAAGGUGCCGCUCGUAGACUACGGGAUGAAUAUUAUUUAUGAAAACUACAAUGAAAUUUUUAAACUAUAUAGAACAAUUAAAAACAAAGAGAUUAGCUCUAAAACAAUGACUCUUUAUGUAGCUAAUGAGCUUUCGAAAAUGUUCUCCUCAGAGGAUCUAAAAAUAAUCUUCUCGAUUAGAAAGAAUUUAGAUCUGAUUAAAAAGGAAAAAUUACUGCACAACUACUUCAUUAGCAUAAUAGAGUACAUGAUGAAUAACACUACGCUCUUAAAAGCACAGGAUGGAGCUCCGUUGAAGCUAGACACUAACCUGCACAAUUUUGAUGUAAACUACAUACUCACUAGUGCAGGGCUUAAGAAACUAGUGAACACCAGGAUGGAUGAGCUGCGCAAUGAAAUAAAAGAAAAAACUAAAGCACUGGAAAAGAAGAAAGAACAGAAUAAAAAGAGCGAAAAUAGCCAGACAGAGCCCUGCACUGAUCCUCAGAAGAUCAAUGAAGAUGAAAAAGACAAAAUUGAUAUAAAAAUGCUAGAGUGGAAAUUGGCGAGAGAAGACAAACAAGACGAUGACAUCCAUGACCUUCUGACUAGCCUAAUAACCAUAUAUGAGCUGAAACCCGUCCAGAUAAAAUACUUAGUUAAGAAGGUAGAAGACUUUGAAAAAAUGCUGAACAUGAAGCUGGAAAAAGAAAAGAAAAUGCCAGACGAAGUGCUGGAAGAGAAAAAAGCAGCCGAAGAGUCGCUCAGAGAGUAUCAGACAGUAGAGAUAGGAGAGCCCAGAGAGGACGCGCCUAAGGAAGAAAAGUCCCUCCUAAAAAGAAUAAUAAGCCAGAAGGGGAUAGUUGGAACAAUGCUAUCUACCGCUGUUGUUUUAGCAGCAGCGCCAAGAAUGCUCACCAAUUACACAAAGGGCGGAACAAACAGACAUUCUGACAGUGAGAAUCUACUGAGCUUUGAAGACGCGCCGGCGUGCUACGAACAGCAGAUCAAUUAG